GGGGACGAGGCGCUGGGGGGCUACGGAGCGCCGCCAGUAGGCAAGGGCGGCAAAGGCGAGAGCCGGCUCAAACGGCCAUCCGUGCUCAUUUCGGCGCUCACCUGGAAGCGCCUGGUGGCCGCGUCUGCCAAGAAGAAGAAAGGCAGCAAGAAGGUGACGCCCAAGCCAGCGUCCACUGGCCCGGACCCCUUGGUCCAGCAACGCAACCGAGAGAACCUACUCCAGCUGCUGCGCUGCCUGGGCGACUUCGUGUGCCGACGCUGCUACCGCCUCAAGGAGCUGAGCCCCGGCGAGCUGGUGGGCUGGUUCCGCGGAGUGGACCGCUCGCUGUUGCUGCAGGGCUGGCAAGACCAGGCCUUCAUUACGCCUGCCAACCUGGUGUUCGUGUACCUGCUGUGCCGCGAGUCGCUGCGCGGGGAUGAGUUGGCGUCGGCCGCCGAGCUGCAGGCUGCCUUCCUCACUUGCCUCUACCUCGCCUACUCCUACAUGGGCAACGAGAUCUCCUAUCCGCUCAAGCCCUUCCUCGUGGAGCCCGACAAGGAGCGCUUCUGGCAACGCUGCCUGCGCCUCAUCCAGCGGCUCAGCCCGCAGAUGCUGCGGCUCAACGCCGACCCCCACUUCUUCACGCAGGUCUUUCAAGACCUCAAGAAUGAGGGCGAGGCCGCCGCCGGCGCCGGGGGUCCACCCAGUGGGGGUGCGCCCGCGACCCCCGUCUCCUCCUCGGCCGCCAGGGACAGCUGCGCGACCGGAGCCAAGCACUGGACUAUGAACCUGGACCGCUAGGGAUACCCGACGGCCGCUCCUGCCCCCGCGCCAGCCCCUGACACACACUCGGAGCCCUGGAACCAUCAAGCUGCCGCCUCUGUAACCGCCGUUCCCGCCCCGGCCGGAGGAGGAGCCGCCCCUGCCCCGCCGGGGAAGGUGGAGGCCAGGAAGCCAGAGGCCGCGGCGUCUGGAUUUGCUGGGCGUAGGGUGGGGCUGAGGGAUGAACGCGGGAAGGGGACCCCCCUACCUCAACCUUUCUGUCUGCAUCCUCAUCUUUCCAACUCUGCCCAGGUCUCCCCCCUUUACCGUCUGUGUGUGUGUGUCUACAAGCCCAUCUUCCUCGAUUUUGUCCGUUUCCUCACUUUCUUCCUGUAUCUUCAUCUUUCCUCUUAUCUGCCUUUCCAUUUUACGUUCCUUGGGUGUGUCUUUCCGUCCCCAUCUCACCCCAUACCUAUUUCUCUUUGCCCCCAUUUCUCUUUCUGCACCUGUGUCCCCAUCGCCCAUCUUGUUCUCUUUUUCCUCCCUCUUGGCAUGUGUCACCACCUUCCUUCCUGUCUGCCUCCCCCACCCUGCCUGUGUCAGCUUGCAUUCAUUCCCCCGAAUGAGCCCCCACUCCUCCCUCCCCAAACCAAAAGGAACAUUAGUUCUUAAUUUGGAUGGACUGAGGUGUGGCGAGAAACUGCAUUCCCAGAGGCUCAGACAACUACCAGGAUGGUCCUUCACCCCACCCCCACCGCCUCUCUCUACCUUUCCAACGUGUUGCAUGCCGGGAGUUGGGGGGAGAGGGAUGCCGACUACAAGAGGCUGACCUUUGGGAGCAAACUCAACCCAGGAGGCCACCCCGGCGGCAGCGGUGCCUCAGUGGAAGGAUGGGAAGAGACAGAAACUCUUCUUACUUAGGGGGAGGGGCACCCUCUUCCUUAUCCUUAGGUGUUUUUUGUUUCCCCCUCUUUUAAUUUAUUCGGUUGUUUCUGGAGGGUGGGGGGAGGGAGGGUUGGGCAGGGAGCUGUCUGAGGUGCUGAUCUGAGGCCGGACUGGAAUCCUCUCGGGAGGGUACCAGGGACUGGGUUGGGCCUGGUGCGGAUCCAAGGUGCCAAUGAUGCGGGCCGACGGCGCGGGCCGCAUUGUCUCUCUGUCCGUCUGUCCGGAAGAUAACUAUAAAGCGCUUGAAGCGCCUGCAGAUGGUUUUGCGCCGGCCUUUCUUUGGGCCCCGGGAGGGAGGGAGCAGGAAUGGAGCUGCCACAAGCAGGGCAGGAGGCCCCCAGGGGCCUAGUGAGGAAGGUCUGGUCCCUGAGAACUGCUGCUCUUUGGUCCCAUUUACUUCUAUCCCCACCCCCACCUCCAUUUUGUCUGACCUAGCUCCUCAUUAAUGGCCGAUCCAUUUCUGGAUUAAAUGAUGAGGACAGCAGAAGUUGUCCCCCCUUUACAGAGUGGUCCAUUGAGGCAGAAAUAGCUUAUUAUUGUGGCUACUUUUCUCUGCCUUCAUCUCUCCCCACCAUAUAUCCCGUCAGGAGUCCAGGCAGACCUGAUUUAAGUCUGUGUUCACCACUCAGGUGGGGCCUGACUGCCACACGCAGCCUCACACGCUUCCCCUCACCCACUGGACUGCUUCAAGGCUGCUUCGGCCACACGCCUACCCAGAGCAGACUUGGGAGGACCAUCCCUGCUUGAGAUUCAGACCUGGCUCUUUAUCUCCAGGGAGGCUAGGACACAGGCAACCUGGGAGACGGGAGCCAUUGAUUGGGGUUGAAAGAGAAAUAACCUAUUUAGCCUGAGAUCCCUGUUUGGCCUCCCUUGCCUUCUUAGCCACAUGGCUAAGCGCUCCAUUCACUGUUUCAUUGGCCCAAGGAAGCCUGUCUCCAGUAAAAGCGCUGGCGUUUCUGACCCUAGUCGCCGGGAGAAUCCUGAGGGACAACUGGGCGAGGUCCUCAAGAAUGAGGCCCGCUGUCCGUGGUGCUGACCGGCUCACAGGGGCAGGAAGAGCCGGGUAGGGACCUGUAGGGGCAAGAGGAGUUUCGGAUUGGGUCUCAACUAGGUCUUUGGAAGUGGGGUGUGAUCUAUUCUGUUGGCGAGUUACAGGAGUCUGGCCCCAAACCCAGGAAUGCCGCUUCUACUUGCCCUCCUAAGAGGACAGACUUCGACUCUCCCCCAGCCUCUGCCAAGCACCCUUGGACCGGCCUGGAGCCGGAAAUCCCCAGUCCAGAUUUGUGAAUCGAGUUCCCGGGGGAGGGGGAGAGAACUGGCGGAAGGGAAGGCGGGAGCAGCCGCCCAUUGGCUGGAAUUUGGCGCAGUCAGCGCGGUGCCGUCAUCUCUCUUAGUUUGGAAGGAGGGAGGGAGGAGCACUUGGGUCACCCCGCGGCUGUCGCCAUAGUAACCAGACUGAGCGGAAGGGCGGGGCCACCUCUCUCUCCUCUCGUCUUCUAGCGGGGGAAACAGUCCUAAUCUUCCUUAUUUGGAACUAGUUAGCAAGACUACUUGAUUGGAGUUACUGCGUUAGGUAUUGCCCUUGAACCCAUUGACGGAGCACCCUCCCUGUAUUACACACACACACACACACACACACACACACACACACCCCCCCAGGAACCUGUGGUUUGGCACUUGGAGACCUAGAAUGAGAAAAAGUCUCAGUGUGUGGAGUCAAAUUAAAUCUCACUUUCUUUGCCGGGCCCCAAGGCAUGAGGCUUUGACAUAAUCCGAUUAGGGGUGAAGGACGGGAGGAGGAUCAGCAUGAAUGCAUGGAAGAAAUAGCCUUCUGGGUCAACUAGAUCAGACUCCUGUUUUCUGGGAGAGAAGGCAGUUGUAAGGUGAAGAGCUCAGAACUGUCUUCUGAGAAGGCAAGGUGAGAAGCAAGUAAGUUUAGAAACAGCGAAGUGCCUCCUUUUCACUGCCAAGAAGUGGACCUUGGGAAAGUGAGUCCAGGCUCAGGAAGGAGGUUUUGAAGAGGGCCCAGAGCUCUAGAGAGAGCCCAGCAGGGGGUGAGGAGUGGACUGAGGAAAAAAUGGAGAUGAAGAAUAGGAGACAGAAACCCAGCUGGAGCCAUGACUCAGCA
Molecule: messenger RNA, 3817 nt
Organism: Myotis brandtii (Brandt's bat)
Lineage: Eukaryota; Metazoa; Chordata; Mammalia; Chiroptera; Vespertilionidae
Gene: CDK5R2
Product: cyclin-dependent kinase 5, regulatory subunit 2 (p39)
Exons: 2
Biological process (GO): positive regulation of cyclin-dependent protein serine/threonine kinase activity; activation of protein kinase activity; brain development
Cellular component (GO): cytoplasm; protein kinase 5 complex
Molecular function (GO): protein kinase binding; cyclin-dependent protein serine/threonine kinase activator activity
Source: RefSeq, a predicted model, not a curated record